AUGUUGACCUCGUCGCCAGUCGCACCACGACCGACGAGCGCAUCGCCACGAACCUUCCACUAUGUACCUUCGCGGUCUCCACAACACUCCCCGAAGAUAACGUCGCCCUUGCCGCGCCGCCAUUCGAAGCACUCACUCUCCCAUCCCUCGCCCUCGCCCUCGGGUUCCCUACAGACGCCGUCGCAACCCAGGCCGAAGCAAUAUGUUGGAGUCGACGCGGCUACGCAGUACUCACCGAUGGAGCGUUUCGACCCCACGGUGCCGUUGCGCGGCGUGCAGGAAUCUGCUUUACCAAGCUUAGCCACCACGACCACACCGGCGGUAGCCCAACCCAAUCCACCAUCUACUCUCCCCGAACCGCCUCCUGAACCGAGUCUAUCGCCCAUCAGACCAGACGACCCGAAAGCAAACCCUUUGUCUCCCAACAAAAGGCGCAAUUCGCAAGACCAUGCGGCCCCUCAGCCGUCCACGUUGGCCGUGGCGACGAGUCAGCCGAGUUCCCCAAAACGAACGCGACCCAAUGCAGGGCCUCCCAAGGAACUACCGCUGAAGUACGAGUUCUGCGAUGUGGAGCAUAUGGUCGUCCUCAUCUCCAACAUGCUCGGAGAAUUGAUCGAGACGAAUGAUUCGCUGGCUAUGAAGAGCGGCAACCUCACGAGGUUUCACUCUAGGACGGCACCGGGUAUCUCGGUUCUGGACUAUCUACAGCGGCUUGCUAAACAUGCCACGCUGACGCCUCCUCUCCUGCUCUCCAUGGUAUAUUACAUCGACCGCCUGUGCGCAUUAUAUCCCGACUUCACCAUCAACACCUUGACUGUGCAUCGGUUCCUCAUAACGGCUGCAACCGUGGCUGGCAAAGGCCUGUCAGACUCGUUCUGGAACAACUCGUUUUACGCACGAGUAGGCGGUGUCAAAGUGGCGGAGCUGAAGCUUUUGGAACUCGAGUUUUUAUAUCGAGUGGACUGGAGGAUAGUGCCGAAUCCAGAAGUCCUGGUAGCAUAUUACAAAGGUCUGAUUGACCGCUGCGCUGGCUACAGCCUCCAGGAGGAGCCAACAGAGCAGGAAAUAUUACCUGAUGAUGACGAGACUGACGUGAUCGACGAUGACGAAAGCGAACGGACGGACAAGGUUGUUGGUAGUGGAGAAGAGGACAUUCAACAGACGAAUUGA
This is a messenger RNA of Anthostomella pinea, 1170 nucleotides long. The record is from the annotation of a GenBank genome assembly. NCBI's taxonomy places the organism in Eukaryota, Fungi, Ascomycota, Sordariomycetes, Xylariales, Xylariaceae.